AUGAAAGGGAGAGAAGGGAGGUUUGCUAUGUUUCGAUAUAUCAUACUGUUAUUGAUGAUCGAGCUCACUACUCAUAUUCACACGAAGCCACUUUCGCCAUCUGAUGAGCGUCACUAUGCUAAAGCACGUAUGCUAAAAAAUAAAGCCAGCAAUCGUAGACCAGUUAUUAUUGAUACAGACACAGAUAUUGAUGACUUUUGGGCUGUUGCAUAUGCAAUUAAUGUACCGACAAUUGAUGUUGUGGCUAUUACUGCAGUCGGCGAUGGGUUUAGUGCACCAAAUAUGUUAACCUUACUUGGCUUAUUAGGCUGUAAAGAUGGUAUUGCUGUUGCGUAUGGCCGAAGUACACCAAUACUAUUUCCUGGUGCAACAGUUAGCUCAAAUAUAAAAACGCCAAUUGAUACUUAUUUAACUUCACCAAAAUGUUUAAAUCAAACAGCUGAUAUCUAUCUACAACCAUCACCAUUCGAUGCCGUGGAAUUAAUUGUACAAAUAUUAAAACAUUCACAGGGAAAAGUUGAUAUAUUAGCCCUUGGUCCAUUGACAAAUAUAGCUGAAGCUAUUUCAACAGAUCGCUCAGUAGUCAAAAAAAUUGGCACGUUUUAUUUUUCGGCCACGGACGAAUAUGAAUUACCUGACGAAUUUGAAUAUCAAACAGGAGCACGCCAACCAUCGAAAUGA
This is a messenger RNA of Didymodactylos carnosus, 681 nucleotides long. NCBI's taxonomy places the organism in Eukaryota, Metazoa, Rotifera, Eurotatoria, Philodinida, Philodinidae. The record is from the annotation of a GenBank genome assembly.